Messenger RNA from Populus trichocarpa (black cottonwood), 746 nucleotides. RefSeq lists its product as uncharacterized. The coding region runs from base 182 to 550 and encodes 122 amino acids. The transcript is spliced from 3 exons. Gene Ontology annotation, biological process: proton motive force-driven ATP synthesis. The record is from RefSeq and is a predicted model, not a curated record. NCBI's taxonomy places the organism in Eukaryota, Viridiplantae, Streptophyta, Magnoliopsida, Malpighiales, Salicaceae. Gene Ontology annotation, molecular function: proton transmembrane transporter activity.
AAUAACAUAUGGCAAGAGUAUAGUGGUCAAUGCAAGACACAGUAUCACCUUCACUGCACAGUAUUUCCAGCAGAUCAACAAGAUAAUAGUCCCGGCCAAUACAAAACCCUACCCUCUCUUUCUCUAUCUCGCUCGCUUUCUCUCUCUCCCAUCACGAACAGUAGAAAAUUUGAGGAAAGGAAUGGCAUCGAAGCUAGCGCAGUUGCAAUCCAAGGCUGCUCAAGCCUCGCAGUUGGUGGCAAAGCAUGGUGGUUCUUAUUACAGGCAGUUGCUAGAGCAAAACAAGCAAUACAUCCAGGACCCACCCACUGCUGAGAAAUGUAAUCUUUUGUCAAAGCAAUUGCUUUACACUCGUCUCGCCAGUAUUCCUGGGCGUUAUGAAGCCUUCUGGAAGGAGCUUGAUUCUGCCAAGCAGCUGUGGAAAAACAGGAAGGAAUUGAAGGUUGAGGAUGCUGGCAUUGCUGCUCUGUUUGGGCUGGAGUGCUUUGCAUGGUUUUGUGCGGGUGAGAUUGUUGGUCGAGGGUUUACAUUUACCGGCUACUAUGUCUAAGUACUGCAAGAAGAAGAAUGUGCCAUUGGAGUUGAACUGAUAAAAUCUUGUUCCUCUAUCUUGUUGUCAAUUGGCCAAGUAUGCAUAUUAAAUUUGCCAUCCUGCAAAAAAACUGAGAUAGGAAACUCAUGUCAGCUAUGAUUUUCCUUUUUCUUACAUUUUCCCAUGGAUCGAGAGCUGUCACUUGAUCAUCUUA